Messenger RNA from Aspergillus glaucus CBS 516.65, 1748 nucleotides. Its product is annotated as inorganic phosphate transporter. Gene Ontology annotation, cellular component: membrane. Bases 1 to 1719 code for a protein of 572 amino acids. Lineage: Eukaryota; Fungi; Ascomycota; Eurotiomycetes; Eurotiales; Aspergillaceae. Gene Ontology annotation, biological process: phosphate ion transmembrane transport. The record is from RefSeq and is a predicted model, not a curated record. The transcript has a single exon.
AUGAUCCCCGCAGCCACCGCCAAGUACGACUGGAUCCUCGCCCUCACCACCAUUGCCUUUGUCUUCAGUGCCUUUGGUAACGGUGCCAACGAUGUCGCCAAUUCCUACGCUACGUCCGUCGCCGCUCGCACCCUGGAGAUGUGGCACGUCGGUAUCCUAGCGGCUUGUACAGAGUUCAUCGGUGCCGUUGCACUGGGUUCUCGUGUCACGGAUACCAUCAAGAGCGGCAUUAUCGAGCUCGAUCGCUUCAAGGGAAACCCCGGUACUCUCAUGCUGGCCAUGGGUUGUGCUGAGGUUGGCAGUGCUACCUGGCUCAUGGUGGCUACGGGUCUGGGAUGGCCGGUGUCGACCACGCAGACUACAAUCGGUGCUUUGGUUGGUGUUGGUUUUGCCACGCAAACCUCCAUCCACUGGGAAUGGACGAGCGGAAGUGUCUCGCAGACUGCUGCCUCGUGGGGUAUCGCCCCUGGUAUCGCGGCGGGUUUCGCGGCCAUCAUCUUCGGUACCCUCAAGUACUCUGUUCUCGAGCGAAAGGACUCGUUCAAAUGGGCUAUGCGGUUAAUCCCGGUGUACCUGUCUGUGACUGGUGCUAUCCUAGCCCUGUUUAUUUUCAUCGAAGCUCCUACCGUCGGUGAUCUCGAGGAGUUCGGCGCCGGAAAGGUCGUUGGCAUUGUUCUCGGUGUGUUUGGUGGAUGUUUGCUCAUUUCCCUUGUCUUCUUCAUGCCGUACUUCUACCGUCGCCUGGUCAAGGAGGAUGCUCGCGUCCAGUUCUACCAUCUUCUCCUUGGUCCCUACUUGCUCAAGGACGACCCCUGGCUCCCGUUCCCCGGAAAGGGCGACAACCCCGUCAAGAACUACUACGAAGACGCCUACGGCGAAGUCCGUGCCGGUCAAAAAGACGAAAAGACCGCCGGCCCCGAAGAACCCACCCGCCAAUCCUCCAUCUCAAAGUCCGGCCUCAACACAAACGACGUCGAACGCAUCCCCGACUCCGUGCAAUCCUCUCCCGAAAUCCAACCCAAGAAGAAACACAUCGAGCCCCACGAGCGCUUCAUCACACCAGUCGAACACCUCCCCUGGACAAGCCCUGCCAAAUGGCUCGGCUACACAAAAUGGUUCUUCCUGCAGGGUGUCACCCGUGACGUGAUCACGCAUGAUUCCGAACUCCUCCGCGCCAUCCACGCCCGUGCCCACCGCUACGACGACCGCGUUGAACAUCUCUGGACAUACUGCCAAGUUGUCUCUGCGAUGAUGAUGUCUAUCGCACACGGCUCCAACGAUGUCGCUAACGCAGUUGGUCCGUGGGCUGCUGUGUACGAGACCUUCCGCACCGGGAAAACCGACGCCGAGGCUCCCACGCCGAUCUGGUUCCUCGUUGUCGCGGGUAUCCUCCUCGGUCUUGGCUUCUGGUUCUAUGGCUUCAAAAUUAUGCGCGCGAUGGGUAACAAGAUCACACAAAUGUCCCCUACCCGUGGAUUCUCCAUGGAACUCGGCGCUGCUAUCACCGUUCUCCUGGCCUCUCGACUGGGUCUCCCCGUGUCAACCACACAAUGCCUAACCGGCGCCGCCCUCGGCGUCGCACUGAUGAACUACGACCUCGGCGCUGUAAACUGGCGACAACUCGCCUUCAUCUUCGGAGGCUGGGUCCUCACCCUCCCAUGUGCCGGGUUGACAGCCGGGUUACUGUGUUUGAUGGCGCUGAACACGCCGCAUUUUUAAUCUUUUUUCUUCUUUUCUUGUGGCCGUUU